AUGGGCGCAGUGCAUACGGUCCAUCCUGCUAUGUUGCGCCGCACACCAAAGUUGCCUUCUGCCGUGCUAAGGCUUGGCGCACAGUCUCUCUUUUUCACGUCAAGGCCUGCUCCGCGCUCCACGAUCCCUGCGCGUGCAGUGAGGUGUGCUGUACAAACGCGCUUAUAUGCAACCGAAGCCAAGAGCGCCGCUGGAAACCGCACUGUAGAAGUGAGCGAUGCAGAUGUAAACCGCCUGCUUCAUCAGCGCAAUGUCGGCAUUAGUGCUCAUAUCGACAGCGGCAAAACGACUUUGACGGAGCGCGUCUUGUACUACACUGGCCGGAUUAAAGAUAUCCAUGAAGUGCGAGGGCGCGACGAGGUGGGUGCCAAGAUGGACAGUAUGGAUUUAGAGCGCGAAAAGGGCAUUACAAUCCAGUCUGCCGCUACAUAUUGCGACUGGAAAGCGACACCCCCCACCGAGACGAGCAACAUGUCUGGCGACGCGGCGGCAGACAAGGACUUGAUUGCGAUAAAGGAAGAUUUUCACAUCAAUAUUAUCGACACUCCUGGCCACGUUGAUUUUACCAUUGAGGUUGAACGUGCGCUACGUGUCCUUGACGGUGCAAUUCUGGUGCUCUGUGCAGUCUCCGGCGUGCAAUCGCAAACAAUCACUGUGGAUCGCCAAAUGCGUCGCUACAGUGUGCCGCGUCUCAGCUUUGUGAACAAGAUGGACCGUGCUGGUGCGAACCCAUGGCGUGUUGUGGACCAGAUUCGCCAGAAGUUGCGCAUGCCCGCAGCAUCGGUGCAAGUGCCGAUCGGCGCAGAGGACAACUUUGCAGGGGUCAUCGACCUUGUACGCUGGAAAGCGGUGUACAAUGAGGGCGUAAAAGGAAACGUUGUUUGUGAGACGGACGAAAUUCCCGCUGACUUGCUCGCGCUUGCGAAAGAGAAGCGCACGGAGCUGAUUGAACAGCUUUCCGACGCUGACGACGAGAUGGCCGAGAUCUUUAUCGAAGAGCGCGAACCGACAAUCGAAGAGCUCGCCAAGGCGAUCCGUCGUGCGACUAUUGCGUGCCGCUUUUCCCCUGUUUUCCUUGGCACGGCGAUCAAAAAUAAGGGCGUACAGGCGAUGCUGGAUGGUGCGUGUGCUUACCUGCCGAACCCCAUGGAAAGACCUGCAAUUGCAAACGACACGCAAUUGGCAAAGAAGAUUGCCCAGCAGGCUACCGAGGAGGGCAAAGAAUCGAACGAUGUGGUGAACAGCGCAAAACUGGGCUCCGAAGUUCAACUCGUUCCUGCCAGUGAUGCGCCGUUGGUAGGCCUUGCAUUCAAGCUGGAGGAGAGCCGCUUUGGUCAGUUGACAUACAUGCGCCUUUACCAAGGUCAACUUCGUCGCGGUGCUGUGAUUUUCAACUCACGCACUGGAAAAAAAGUCAAGGUGCCGCGUCUUGUGCGCAUGCACGCAGACGAUAUGGAAGACGUUAACGAGAUUGGGCCCGGUGAAAUUUGCGCCAUGUUUGGCGUUGAGUGUUCUUCCGGCGAUACGUUCACCGACGGAAGCACUUCACUGUCCAUGUCGGCCAUGUUUGUACCAGACCCUGUCAUCUCUCUUUCGCUCACGCCAGAGGGCAAAGAUGCCAGCCAAAACUUUUCGCGCGCGCUGAAUCGCUUCCAGAAGGAGGACCCGACUUUCCGCGUUCAUGUGGACUCUGAAUCGGGCGAAACCAUUAUUUCGGGCAUGGGCGAGCUGCAUCUCGAAAUAUACGUUGAGCGCAUGCGCCGCGAGUACAAUGUGCCUUGCAAGACCGGCAAGCCGCGUGUUGCUUUUCGCGAGACGAUUGGUGAGUCAGCCAGUUUCAACUAUACACACAAGAAGCAGACGGGUGGUGCUGGCCAGUUUGGUCGUGUCAUUGGCCGUAUUGAGCCGAUGCGCCCCGACGAGGACACGGGAAAGGACACGGCGUUUGAAAACAAUGUCGUCGGUGGUAACAUUCCCUCGGGCUACAUUCCUGCUUGUGAAAAAGGCUUUAAUGAUGCGCUGGAGAAAGGCGCACUAUCGGGAUACCCAGUCUGCGGUGUCCGUUUCAUGCUUGAGGACGGCGCAGCGCACAGUGUAGAUUCCUCCGAGCUGGCGUUUCGUCUCGCAACUGCUUCGGCAUUCCGAGAGGCGUUUAGAAAUGCGGCGCCUGUGAUUCUUGAACCUAAAAUGACUGUUGAAAUCGUCGCGCCUGUCGAGUUUCAAGGAGCGGUUAUUGGCGCUUUGAACCAGCGCAAGGGCAGCAUUGAGGAUACGGAAGUACGCGAAGAUGAGUUUACAAUCACUGCGGAAGUAAGCUUGAAUGAUAUGUUUGGCUACUCGAGUCAACUGCGUGGAUUGACGCAGGGGAAGGGUGAAUUCUCUAUGGAGUACAAAAAGCACGAGCCUGUUAUGCCCAAUGUCCAAGUGGACAUGGAGAAUGAUUACCGCAAGAGCCAACAGGAGCGGAAAUAA
Messenger RNA from Malassezia vespertilionis, 2472 nucleotides. It is a transcript of the gene MEF1, whose product is annotated as Elongation factor G, mitochondrial. Gene Ontology annotation, cellular component: mitochondrion. The record is from RefSeq and is a predicted model, not a curated record. Lineage: Eukaryota; Fungi; Basidiomycota; Malasseziomycetes; Malasseziales; Malasseziaceae. Gene Ontology annotation, biological process: mitochondrial translational elongation. The transcript has a single exon. Gene Ontology annotation, molecular function: GTPase activity; GTP binding; translation elongation factor activity. Bases 1 to 2472 code for a protein of 823 amino acids.